AUGGGAUUCUUGCAAUUGACUUUUUUGCGCGCGCUUGAAGACGAGAUCACUAUUAGUAAACACUUUACAAGCUACUUGACAAAAACGAAAGUUUCUGACUGGAAAUAUGAAGACGUAAUAAACAACCUGCUUGACCUUGGAUUCCUUCCUACUGACGAAGAUAAUGAUUUACAAAAACUUGGUUCAAUAUUUAAGGACAUUGCAACUAAGCUAAAAAACGAAAAUUCAGUAACAUACUCAGAAGCCGAACAUGGAAAAAUGGUAAGUGUCAAUGAACAUAUGGAAUAUUUAUAUGGAAUAUUGAACCUCCAGCACGCAAAACUUCCAAAACGAUUCAACAAAUACAUAAUGAAGAUGAAGGACGAAGCUGGGAUUGAAUUAAAACCUUUUUUGGUUACUCUUGAAGAAAGGGACAUGUUGGUUGAACUUUCUAAUUGCAAGAACACUUCUGAACUUGAGACUCUUUUAUCUACAUGGUACUCCAAGAAAAAUUUAUCUUCAAAUUGUAAAUACAUCAGAUUCGCUUUGUCUGCGAGUGUUGAGCUUUGGUCAACAAAGGCUUUGCUUAAUAAAACUCAUGAAGACUGGUAUCGGCUACAUCUUGAAACCAAGCGCUCUGAAUGUGUGAGUCAGGUUACGAAGAUUUUAAAGGAGGCUGAAAAAGACGUUAAACUACAACGAUUGGACUUUAUUUUAUGUGAUAUGAAUAGUGACACUGAUGUUUUGACAGUAGAAGAAAAGCCGUCUGUAAAUGGCGUGAAGGCUGAUAUUAGAAAGGGAGAUAUGCUGAAAAAACAUGCACUUUACUUAUGGUCUAAACAAGUUGGCAGCAGCGUUCUCAUGGAAAAGUUGGAAGCUAUAUAUUGUCAAUGGCAACGAAGUUCUAGUUUCCCAAUCUCGUCAAGACACUCACCUGAGUUCUCUAAGCUCCUGUUGGCCAUCCUUUCUCUAAAGCGAACAGUGAAAUUAAAUUAUGCCAAGUUCAACUUGAUUCUGGAGGAAAAGUACAAAAAUGAGGUUAAGACGCUGAACUUUGCUGAUGACAGUGCCUUAUAUCAACCUGGUUUCUUUGUCGACAUGUGAGCAAUCCAAACAGCAAUCCAAAAAAGCCUCCUUGACCUUUUAAUCUAAAAACUCUGACAAACAGUCUCAACGUACUUUACAGUCGAUCUCUUUAUUUUAAAAGCGAACUUUGAAACAGACAAAAGCGAACUUUGAAACAGACAACUUUGGGAAUGACAAAAGCUCUUACCAAAACGAAUUUUGGUCAAUGAAAAAACGAAGAUUGGGUUUUACAAAAACGAAAUCAGUUUGUUAGAAAGCGAAAAUUGGAGAUGGAGGCACUGUACAUGUAUUUUGCUCUCAUUUUGAAACUAAGUCACAAGUGACGCACAAUCAAGAGAGCCGCAAAAAAAAUAAAAUAAAAAAACCU
This is a messenger RNA of Mucor mucedo, 1432 nucleotides long. RefSeq lists its product as uncharacterized. The coding region runs from base 1 to 1083 and encodes 360 amino acids. The record is from RefSeq and is a predicted model, not a curated record. Lineage: Eukaryota; Fungi; Mucoromycota; Mucoromycetes; Mucorales; Mucoraceae. The transcript is spliced from 5 exons.